AUGGGGCGGCGCCCAAGGCACGCUCGAGAAGCCCCCGCAGUGGAUGCCCUUCCGCAGCGCCGGGAGCAGCCGACGGCGGAGCCCCCGUCGCCACCUCCGCCCGCCCCCGUGGCCACCGCAGCGCCGCGCAGCCGGGUGCCCGCCCGGGAGGCCCGGGCCGGCAUCUCGAGCCAGAAGUGCGCCCCGCUGGACGGCGCGGGCCCGCCGAAGAGCCCCAAGGCGGUGCUGAGCGUGGGCUCGGUGGGCCACCCGAUCUCGUGCCAGGAACCAUGCAAGUACGUGCGCAAGAACCGCGGGUCGCUUCGCAAGGACGGGGCGGACUGCAACCGCUGCCACGUUUGCUUCUGGAACCGCUACGAGGCAAGCCGCACGAUGGGCUCGAAGCGGUGA
Prorocentrum cordatum is the source of this 390-nucleotide messenger RNA. The record is from the annotation of a GenBank genome assembly. NCBI's taxonomy places the organism in Eukaryota, Dinophyceae, Prorocentrales, Prorocentraceae.